AUGGUCCAACUGCAUAACUCUUUCUUUUUCAUUACUUCCAUGUUCGUGCCUCGUGGCACGGCAUCACCCGCACUAUGGAAAUGGUUCGUCAGUAGAGAGAUUCCCACAGGUGCCCCUUCUUCCAAUGGUACUAUAAUUCCUAUUCCUAUCCCUUCAUUCCCUCUUUUGGUCUAUCUACAUUCCAGGAAAUUCAUACGCUUCAUAGACAGAGCAAAAAGUGGAGUCUUGGUCAGAGCAAGCCACCCUAUUAUUCUAUUAUCAGACAUAAUUCGGAUAAGCUCAUCCGAAACUAUAGCUAGAAGGGCCUCAUUUCGUUUCGUUCCCGUUCUUCAUUUCCUUCUUCUCGAAUCCAAGGGGGACAUCUCAUAUUUAGAAUCUUUCUGCGGUGUGCUCCGUUUACUAUUCUUUCGUACUCUCUUAUCUUUACCACGCGAUAGGUCAGCGAAGCGUGAGCGGGCGCGGAGAAGGAAAGGCCAAGCACUUCGGCCUAACGGGAAUGAGCAACGACGAAAUGACAAGAUGAGGUGCCCCGGGCACCCCCAUUUAGAAAGAAGGGUCGAAGGUUUUGGGCCUGUAGCUUUCCCCGUCCCCCCUUCGUCGGGUGGUGCUUGUGUGGGGGGUGUGCCGCCAGAAAUCGGGCUUGAAGCUCUCGCCUUACCAACGAGCCGACAGCUGAGGGCUGUUGGUGACGACUACUACCAAAAAGCUCCAAUGAAGAUGAAUAUUUCACAUGGAGGAGUGUGCAUCUGUAUGUUGGGUGUUCUUCUGUCUAAGACAAAGAAGAUACAGUUCACUCAACGAUUGCCUUUGGGUUCCGAACUCCAUAUGGGGAAGGAGCGUUGUUGUUUGCGAGGUAUCGAUCAUUUACAUGGACCCACUUCUCAUUCUAUUUGUGGGAAUUUUAUGAUCUAUAAACGGUCCCUAACGACCGAUCGGCUCAUGUUUGAGCAUGAUGAAUCACUUCGUGCCGACCUGUUGCCAAUAAAAAACUUUCCGGCCUCAUAUGAGAAUGGAAAACUAAAGCAUUUUCUGCAUCGGUGGAUGAAGAAUCGCAUAAAAAAGAAUUUCUGGUUUACCAUGUUCCCAGAAAAAAGAUACUUUCGAGAAACGACGAGCACGACUGAAGUGGCAAUACAUACAAAUCCACUUACGGAUCUAUAUGCUCCGAUUGGAACUGGAAAUUCCAGAACAAGCGGCUGGUAUACCACCAUAAUGAAACUGCCUUUUAUUUUUUUUAUUCGGAUAGGAUUUAUGAUGGCUUCGUCGGGAGGCUCGCGUAGUUUGUUACGUCAGCUCCAAAAGGAUAAGUUGCGUUGGAAUCGAGAAAGUUCCGUGGAGUUCAUAAUUGCAAUAAAUGCAAGGAGUCAAAGUAGUGGCUGCGACGCGUCGAGGCACUUCUUCGACGGUCCCCGUCCGCCCGGCCUGCCGGCCCGCUCUGAAGAAUUCAUGGGCCGGCAGGCGGGCGAGACAGAAUGGGCGGGCACUACUAACCAAGCCAAGCCUAGUUCUCGCCGAUAG
This is a messenger RNA of Vitis vinifera (wine grape), 1518 nucleotides long. The record is from the annotation of a RefSeq genome assembly. NCBI's taxonomy places the organism in Eukaryota, Viridiplantae, Streptophyta, Magnoliopsida, Vitales, Vitaceae.